AUGUCUCUAUUCGGCGGUGAGACCUCCGCAACGUCCGCGACCUCCGAUUCCUUCAGUCGAGACGCUUCUCCAUUCACGCAGAGCGACAGCGAACCCCUUCAAGCAGUGCAAAUCGACGGAUCAUCAUCAGUACCCUCACAUAAACCUAAGGCCGAAGAUGAUGCCGAUGACGGCGACAUAGAGCUUCUUGACGCCCCGGAUGACUCUGGAUCCUCCGACUACGAACCCGACCGCCCCAACCGCUUCGUAGGCCCACCGCAAACAUGGAGGAGAUACACAGUUGCCGAGAGACAGCUGGCGGCUUCAAUGGAGCAGGUUCUCGCUGGUGAUUUGGCUGCUCAUCUCUACAAUGCGCAUGUGCCAAAGCGAGAGUUGCGCCCCAAGAGCUUGCCUGGGUUGAAAAAUUGGCACAGCAAGUCUCGAUGGUAUAAAGAGAACAAUGAGCUUCGAAAGGAGGGACCACGUAUAGAAAGGGAUCCGGACUUUCUGCCUUGGAAAGGUUGGACGUUGUGGCCACUCCCGGAUGCGCCGCGAUUGCGGGAACGAUUUGGGGUAGAGAAUGGGGAAGACGGAGAGGAUGGGAUGAUUGGCGGGACACACAACGCAAGUGCUGGAGAUGAUCUCCGAAAUGUGCUUCUAGGUACCUUUCAGAGGUUCGCGAAGGAGCAGUGGCAAGCAAGGCCCCCGGCGGACUCGGACGACGAGGAUACAAAAACGGGCAUGGAAAGUGAGACGGACACAGAAGCAGAGGCGAAUGUGAAGCAAGAGUCGCGGUCACGGUCCAGGAGUACUACUCGCCGUAGCAGAAAACGUUCUAUCAAAACUCGGAGCCCCAGUCGAUCCAACACUAGAGCUCAAAAGCUCGAUGAUGAUGUCGUUCAUACCACUGAGGUUAAAAUCCAAAGCGACGUAGAGACCUCAGAGGCUUCUGAAGGUACUAAGAAACGACGAGUCCGACGGAGGAUGCGCAAAGGUACUUAUUUCGGGGGCGGUCCACUUUCACGCCCAGUGGUCCUCGCAGACGAUGAAAAGGCUCGCAGGAUCUUACAGCCUACUGUCAACUCUCUCCUCUCAAAGGUUGAUAAGCUAUUGGAGGUUCUUCGUCGAUCGAACCAGAACCAUUGGGUAGUAAGAGGGCCCCCAGAUACGGAGAUGGAGUCCGACGGCGAUACUAUCUCACGAGGCACAUCGCCAUCAAGAUCAAGUUCAAGAUUGAGAAAGCCCUCGACAACUCAAGAUCGCGGACCUUCGUCACGCCCACAAGACGAAUUUAAGUCGACCAAAGGUCGCAAUCCAUUCGAUAAACCGUUAAAGCGAAAUGGCCGUAACCCCCUACGCAAUCUUUCAAAUCCAGCUUCGGGCUCUGAAAGUGACUAUCCACCUGGAGACUCUGGCGAUGCUGAAGACGAAGACGGCCAAGAAGAUAGCCAACCGAGGAGCAAAAGACGACGCACGAAUCGCCAGCAUGACCUGAAACCACGUGAUUGGAGCGAGGUCCUCGGUCUUGCAUCCAUGACAGGUUGGGAUCCAGCAGUUAUAGACAGGGCGGCGAAGCGCUGUUCGGCCCUCUUCGGCGAAAGCAUGGAUUUCCGGACUCUGCAGGAAGGGGAUUCGUUGAAGGCUCCUGAGGACCCAAUCGCGUACACACCGAACCUCACACUAGCUCCACAAACAUCUAAUCCUAACGAUGGAGGUAUUCUCGAAGAUUCUUCUAGCUUAGCAGAGCCUCGCCCGUAUUGGCCACCCGGAACGCAGUCCUGUCCGCAUACGGACUGCUGGGGAAACAAGCAACAAUUCAAGAUGCCAUAUCGUGCUAUAGAGCACUGUAUUCGAGUUCAUAAGUACGAUCCUAGAGUCGAAAAGCGAGAGGCAAGCCCGAUGCUUGGUGCUGUACACGUGGACGGAUUCCUACAGCCAAUCCACAAGCAACAUGGGUGGAGAGGAGGUGAUGCAGGAGACUCGGAGAAGAGACUGAAGCAUGCACAAAAACGGAGCGCUCAAAAAACAUGGGAUGUCAAUGAAUCUGAAUACCGUGCGUCGCGAAGGUUGGCGAGGAAAAGAGAGUCUGGGUGAUAUUUGCUGUUCAUGUGGUAGUGUGCCUAAUGAAACUCACAAAGGAUAUCCUCGAGGUGGUUGAGAAUGGGACUAUGAGGCGGCGAAAGGUGUCCAUCUUUUUUGCAUAGCGUGGCGUCCUGUGAGGGUUUGGGGAGUAAUCGUCGUUAGAUUCGUCCCCUUUCUUUCCCAUUCUUGCAUGCAUAUACCCACAAAAUCCAUCAGCUAUAGGUCUUGUCGUUAGGAGAACGUAGAUUUUUGCCACUCUAUCUGUCUUGCUUCCGCUCCUAUCUCAAUGACUUACUUGCUUCGGAUCAUAUUUGAGUAAACCACAGAGAUGGCGUUUGUCGGAGCACUCUUGGCGGGCAAAGAUCCACGUGUCUCUCAACACCCGAAUACCUAGAAUUUGACACAUAGUAG
Mytilinidion resinicola is the source of this 2472-nucleotide messenger RNA. RefSeq lists its product as uncharacterized. The transcript has 2 exons. NCBI's taxonomy places the organism in Eukaryota, Fungi, Ascomycota, Dothideomycetes, Mytilinidiales, Mytilinidiaceae. Bases 1 to 2073 code for a protein of 690 amino acids. The record is from RefSeq and is a predicted model, not a curated record.